Aplysia californica (California sea hare) is the source of this 8308-nucleotide messenger RNA. RefSeq lists its product as uncharacterized. The transcript is spliced from 2 exons. Lineage: Eukaryota; Metazoa; Mollusca; Gastropoda; Aplysiida; Aplysiidae. The coding region runs from base 481 to 2922 and encodes 813 amino acids. The record is from RefSeq and is a predicted model, not a curated record.
UUUUUACUGCUCAAAAUUUUCUUCGGAAACUCACAACAUGGCGGUGUUGACGGUCCUGGGUGCCUAAUUUUCAACCACCUGCAACCGAAUAUUUCUGUUUAGUUAGUUACUAGUUAUGGAGUCAUCAUCCUACUACAUGUUUGAAAAAGAAUUGGUCACCGCAAGCACCCCUAUAGCCAUCUAUUCCGCGGGAUUUCAACCUUGUGUAGAUUCACAGUUUCAGUAUUCAGUUCAUAGUCAUAGCCGUGGGGUACCCAACAAAUUCAAGCGAGUGAAGCGGAAAAGUCAGUGGAGUAAAGAAUUCACAAGUAAAAACAUAUCUCCAGUUUCAACAAGGACAUUUGUGUUGACCACCAGUUUGUUCAAACCAUCGAACUGUAUGUAUUUGUGACGGCUGCUUUACUUCAGAACUUUUAAAGUAACCGUCAACUCUCACAAUCUUGUGGUUUCCUUGUCAAUUGUCACUUGUGACGCCGUGUGAUGAAGAAAGCGGGGCUCGCAUGGCGCGCUUCAAGCCCAAAUAAAAAGGGGGAAUCUGUGUAUAACCCCUCGUCUAUGAGCUCUCAGGAUCAAGGUAUGAAUUUUGAUGCUGGGAAUGACCAGUUCCAAGAACAUGUCUUUAAAAUAGAUAUGGAUAAUAACAGGAACUUUUGGAGUCAGAAAAGUGGUAUUUCAACUUCAAGUGGAUCUGCUUGUGUAAAGUCAUUUGCAAGGCUAAAUAAUAAGAUGCCAUCCCCAACACCCCUCCUUCGCCUUGAUAGUAUUGGAGAGGUUUCAAGUUCCAAAAAUUUUGUGAACACUCCACAAAGGAAUUCUGCUAAGCAGUACAGUUCUCCUACAAAAUUAAAACUCCAUAACUGUCACUCUGCGGAUUCAUUUCCCAAAAAGUCUUUAGCUUCACCCUCUUUUAUUUCAACCCAGAUGCCAAAACCAUGUUACCAAAGUACGCCGAAGCUCUUAAAGUCCAAGUCGUUACCAGAAGUUUCAUCAGUGCCUUAUGCUUACCAUGAUUGUCUUGGAAGUCACCCAGUCUCUCAACACACCCUCAGUUCCUCUUUCGAUUCUCCUGCAACUGCAAUGAAUAUGCCUCUUCUGUCUGAUAUGAAAAAUGUUGCUGGAGCUGUUACAGACAAAGUCAUCCCAACUUUGAUCAAAAGUCUUGUCAUGGAGAAGAUGGUGGAAGCAAUGCAGAGUCCAUCAGGAACAGACAGUUUUACCUUUAAAGAGCCUACACAGGUUUCUGUUGGAGCUCCGAAGACUGUUGAAGGCAAUUUUCAUUGGCAUCAACACCCCAUGAAUCAGAGUACUGGUGCCUCAGUGCAGCUUCCUUCAAAUUUACCUGGAAACUAUGGCGGUAAAAUUGGGAAUGCACAUUUGUCUGAUGUGUGUUGCCAGUGUAGCGACAGAAGGAAUAACUGUAAUGUUUCUCCUCUGAAGUGUAAAGAACUCAAGAAAACAAGUGGGUGCAGUGCACAUGAUAAUGUAGCCCCACUAAAAGAAAUCUCUAAUGAUGCAGCAAUUGAAACGACAGAACCAAAAUUGGAGAUUUCACAAGUAAAUGGACAUGUGUGUAGUCGAAAUUCAGUGCCAUAUGCUCAUUUUGCACAGCCAAACUGUGAUGAUGGAAACAGGGUAGUGAUUUCUGAUUUUGAUGAUAACAAUGCAGACAUUCCUCCAGAGGUGUGCACUACUUCUCCGGGUUGUGGAGUAACAAGCACUGUCCUGUCUGAGGAUGGAAUGAGAACUGUCAAUAAAGAAAAUGAUGCAUCUAGCUGCUCAGCCACAAAUUUAUUGAGUGAUCUCUCUUCAGUAUUGUUUGACAGAAAGAAAUGCACAAAGAAAGGCCGUCCAUCGUCUAAGAAACAGAAAAAGCGAAGGCGUGAAAAGAUUAGGCAAGCAGAUAGUAAAUCACUUGUUGGAGAGUCGUCGCAUGAGGUCCACAGCAACUUAUCUGAUUCUUCUGUUGUUUUUGUAAGCUCACCCUGUGAUAGGCAGCCUUCGUCAGGAGAGAGUGGUUUUUCUCCUGAUUCUAAAUGUGAAGAUAACAGCUCAGUCAGAUCAUCACAUACCAGUAUUUCUUUUAGUGACAGUCUUUCAGCCCUAGGCACGUUUUCUGGCUCGCCAGCUCCCGAGUCUCAAUUUGGUGGUCUUGCCUCUCGCAUUUUUUCCAUGAGGUCAGAAGAAAGUUCUUCUAGUGAUGCCUCGGACUCUGAUGAUGCAAGCUUCAGUGAUGAUGACGAUGAUUGGUCAGACAACCUGGAUAACUCACUAUCUUCACAACUUGGUGUAGUUGGUAGCAUAGCCAUAAAGGGUAAAGACUCAAAGGUGGCCAGUGUUCCUGGAAACAGUGAUAGCUGUUCUCGAUUAGAUACCAGUUUUACUGACGAAGACAGCUGUGAUGACAGUAUUGACUUUUCGUCUUCUCCUACUGUAGCCUUGUCAUUCACAGAAGAGCAGCUGAAACUUUUUGGCCCUCGUCUCUAUGUGGACAAUAAUGUAAGUCAUUGUGCCAACAGCAUCAGCAAGUCCGAUACGGGUACCCCAAAAUGUUGGGCGGGCAAGAAUGAUGUAAAGUCCCUGCUUUCUGAAGACAACGAUGAUGAUCUGAAACUCAUCAAUGCCAAAUGGCUCAAGCAUUAUCCCAGUGCCUGUUCCAAACACCUUGACACUUCUUCCAUCUCAGAAGCUUCCUGUUGCUGUAAUACGAAGGUCCAUUUUGCUGCUGAUCCAGUGCUGGUUACAGUCCACAUGGUAGGGGCGGAGGAUCGGCGUGGAGAGUGGAUGUCCUACGCUGUGGACAGGGAGCGCUUUGGCCGUGUCAUCCAGCAGUGCGGUGAUGCUAUUUCUCCAAUUCUCCAACCAGGUCACAGGGAUAAAGUGUAUGAACGCAAUUUAAAACUACAGGCUUUGAGAGAACAGUAAAUGUGUGUAUAAAAAGAGAAUUUUUUAAAAUUAAGUCCUGGCCUUCAAAAUUAGUUGUUUGUGGAGGAUGAAACAUUAUAAUUUAUUAUUAUUUACUCAGCAAAUGCUUUGGCAUCGACUUGAUAUUAUAUAGUAAACUGUGCCUGUGCUUUGAAAAGCGUUGUCAUGGUAAUUCACUCAUCAGACUGAGUGACCAGUAUGGAUAUUUUCCUCUUAUUCAUCAGAGUCACGGCCAUGAAAGUCAUAAUAUAGUAUCUAUUAUAUAUUUAUUUUGUUGUAAAUUUACGUCUUUUCAGGACCGUCGCCCCGUGGCUUUUACUUUUACCUCACUUUCUGAUUUGUCUAGACCAGGGCAGGGCAAACUUUGUGGUCUGAGGCUGUUUUGUACAGGCCACAUAAACAGUUACGGGUCGCUCCUGUUAAAACUGGUGCAAUGCACAAGAUAACCAUACUUUUUACUAAUUAAGAAAAUAAAGAACACUCUAAAAGACUAGUAGCAUCAGAACACAGGGUUUAGAUUUAUAAAUAGCCAUAAAAACUAGUCAGAACCCUAGGACAUUGACAAAUAUGGUCACUUUUACAAGAAUUAUGGAUUGCUUACUUUGUUUGUUUUCUUUAAGCUCAUUGAAUGUUUCAGCAGGGAAUAGUGUGUUUAGGGAUGUACUUUGCCCAACCCUGGUCUAGAACAUUAUUGCUCAAGUCUUUCACUUUGUGAUCUUUUGCAAAAUCUGAGUACAGUGGGUGUCUCAUUCAACGAGGUUGCUGGGACCGGCUUGUUGUCCUCGUUGGAUCCGACCUCUCGUAAUUAAAAAAAAAUUAAAGACCUCUCGUUGAACAUGACUAAGGCUAAAGAAAAGAAAGCAGACAAGUUAUUAUGUUACACGGUGUACCAAUACCAAUAAUUAAAAUGUUCCCCAUGAUGACGGAAAUCUCAAACAGCAUCAGUGUGUUAGUGUUUGAGCUGUGUUCUGACCGUCAUUUCUACAUUUUAAAAUACUUUUUUCCCAGAUCACUUCCCAUGUGGAAACAUAGCCUCUCAGUUCUAGGCUUAGAUCUACUUAAAGUAAAGGCGGGAACUUGGAUUUUCUGCUCAGGUGAAGAAAAUAAAAUUGGAAAAUAAUGGUCUCGAUGUAGACCUGCCCAUCCAGUGUUAAUUCAGUUUCACACAGCACGCAUUGCGUUCCCACCCACCCCUUCCCUUCCGAGGCUAACCCUCGCACAUCCUCUUGGCUUUGGGGCCCAUGUAAUAGGAGGCAUGUCUAGAUCUAACCAUGCAAUGUUUUAGGAAUCGAGGAUGGGCCUUGUGCUUCGCGUGAGAUGGAGAGAAAGGAUAAAAAUUCUUCGCUUUUGGGGCCGCUAAUUGCUUUUAUUUGGUUAUCGCGACCUCAUUGAAAGUGACUUCGGUCUGUUUGCAACCUCGUUGGGGCUGACCUACAUUUACAAAGAAGAGAUAGAGGAAAAAUCGAGGAUUAAGGAUUGCCUCGUUGGAGCCGAAUUCUGGUUGAAUGUGACACCCACUGUAUCAUUCUAGUUAUCAUGUGUGAAUGUCAGGUGUACUUUAUAUGUUUCAUUACAGGAAACUCAGAGCGCUUUCAUGGGGAAAAGGUUAAUCCUUGCUAUUCUUGCAUUCUGAAGAUUUAAUGACAUGUUUUCGGUGUCUGCCAGAUCUUAUUUUUAAUCAUUAUGUCAUUAAAAUUUGUUGUUUUUGGCCUGUGUUCUCUCUUCAGGACUUCAGGGUAUUUAUUUUAUGAAAGGUUGGUGGGGGGAGGGGGUCACGUAUGUGUGUAGCUUACUUUUUCAGUAAGUCUGUUUCGAAGAAGGGGGAAAUUCUGUUUGAGAUCCCAUGGUUGGGUGUUUGUAAAGUGGCUUGAAUACCAUUUACUACCUGGGCUUGUUUUUUAGACUUAUAUGUGCGGUGUUGUGCAGAUACUAAGUUUGACAUUGUGUGGUGGUAAUUGUACAAAUUGAAAGGCUCAAGUGUGUUCAGCUGUAGAAUACAGUGGGUAGAUGGUGAUGUCAUGUGUUGUUUCUAACGGUUGGGUGUUUGAAGGGAAGAAUCCAUAAAACAUUGUUUCGAAAUUGAUCAACAAAUUUUUCAAGUUGGAAAGUGGUGACAAAGAAAAAGUUUGUUGCAGUCAAAAUGUGUUCCAAGCAAAGUAUGAACUUUCUUAAAUUGUCUUGUUCCUCUGCAUCAUUGCAUAUUUUAUGAGAAUGGUGAGAGAAGGCAAGUUUUGUUUGAAAACGUUUUGUGAAAAGCUUUGUUCUCUGUUUGAUUUCCAUCAUUGAAAGAGUUUUGAUGCCCUUUUCCUUAAUGUUUGAAGCCUUGGGCGUUUAAUUCUACUCCUUCUUGAAGCUUCAAUCCUCAGGGAGUGUUUUUAUUGUUUGCUUAAUUUUCUGCAAAGUUCCUCCAGUCUUGGUUUAACAGGUAUGAGUGGUAAGCCAGUUUAUGGUAUACUGCAGAGCACAGACCAGAUAGUAAAAAUUAUCAGGUUCACAUUGUUGCAAAAAGUGAAACCUCGUUAUACAGGCCCCUGUUUACCACCAUUUUAAUGUUCGGCCAAUGCACAAAAAGGAAGGUCUGUGUAAAUACUAUUUGCCCUUUUGAACUGCCGUCUGCCAACUUUCUGAAUUUCCUUACCAUACUAUACUUAGCCACAGAACUUUGCUAGUGAACUUGCUUCCAGAGUUACACCCUACUGUUUUUACAUAGCGUCUACUCAACUUGGCAGCUGCGUGGUGAAAAUCUCUCUUUCUCCCACAUACGACUCUGGGCACUAGUGUUUUCCCUCGUUUUGCUCCCUCCCUGCUUGUCCCACCUCCCCAUUCCGGGUCUUAGAUUUCCUUUUCUAGCUUCGUGUAUUUGACAAAACGCCGGGUCUUAGAUUUCCAUUUCUAGCUUCGUGUAUUUGACAAAACGCCUCUGAUCCUGCAGUUCAUGUCUUUUUCAAUUGAAAUUGUACACACACAAAGAUAGAAGAGACUCCCAGCUCUAAAACAUGUAAUUCACCAACAAAAAGACACUUUUGAAACAGUUCAUGCUGGAAAAUCUUUUCCCUUGGUAUUGGGCAGACGGGGCUAUUAUUCUGUCCCCUUCGUUUUUUGCAAGAAAAAUUCUGAAAUUAUGCAAACUGGCCCAAAAAUGUGAAAUUAUAUGAUUCUGUUGAUUUUGACAAAGAAUGAUAAAGGAAAAUAAUCUGAAAUUAUGCCAAAAAAAAUGAUCAAAUUUUGCUAAACUAUGCAGGGUGCAUAAAAACCACGGGGACAGAUUAUUAGAGGAAAGCAUUUAUAAGACUUACUUAUACUGCCUGCCCUGCUAUGCCACCGACUUCCUGCUCAUCCCAAGGUGGCUGUGUUUGACUGUAUUUUUGAUUUUCUAGUGACUCCAGCUGUUGCAUGUGAUGGUAUUUGGUACCAAAGUGUACUUUUUUUGUCACAUGAAGUCAAUUCAAACAAGUUUGAUUUUGGAGGAUCAGAUUGUCCAAAAAAAAGGGGUUUUACACCUCUAUAUGGGAAGAGAAAAAAAAGGAAAAUCUGGAUCAGAGUGUAUCUGUCUAAAUAGGAACUGACACUUGACUUGACCAAAAUUUCUGCCGUUUCUGAGAAAUAAAAGGUGCAAAGGGGAUUUCAGGUUUUUGAAAAAUAGUUUGAAGAUGUGUCAACUUUUUCCCUCUGUCCUUAUAAUUAUAGAAAGCAAACUUGUGAAAAAAUUUCUGGUUGUGGUAAUUUUACAGGAAAUAUGGGGAUACGUAAAUGGCAAUCAUAGAUUUAUUUUAUCAUCAGUAAUCUCCUGCAGUUCAUAAAAUUUGUUGUGAGGAAACUGCAUCACGGUGGAUUUGAAAUAAUUUAUAGUCUUUUUUUUUCCUGUCAGAUUCAAAAUGGGAAUUUUUUUGUUUUUGUCAACAACAGCAGAAUUAUUUGCUUUAACCCUAUGCGUACGCCGUGAGGUCAUUUUGUACCCUCGGGGUUGUAUUCUUCACAUUUUAGAAUACUUCUAUUUCGAAGAUCUCUUUGAAACUUUCAGUACUUCUCGAAAAAUCAUUUUGACAGACUGCUGUGCAAAGCGUGUGGAUCGGAUUAAAGAGUGAAUUUCCUCUUUGGAAAGUGUUGGCACAGACAGAAUUCCCCACGUUGUAUGUAUACGAUAAUAAAACACGACGUACGGAUAGGGUUGAAAUUGAUAACCUUUUUUUUUGUUCUUGGAACUUUUUCCUGGGUACUCUUAACUUAAAGAUGUAGUGUACCUCCCUGUUUAAAGGUUGUUGGUCUAUUGGUUUUCUAUUAUCAGAGACUUUUUAAGAGUUGUUCUUUGUAUGUUGUGUUUUUGGCUCCAUUUAGUUUCCCUUUUUAUGAAGGAUUUAAUGUUGUAAUUAUUAUAUUUUGGUCCAUGUUUUCCUUUCGUAAAGGUUUUCAUGUUGUAAUGGUUACAAGACUAUUUUUAAGGUUAAUUUCUUAUCAGGAGGACUUUAUAAUACAGAUCUUGUAAGUUUCUUGGUUUUUAGAUUUACUGUACUUUCUCUUAUAUUUUCUUGCUCGUUGUAUUUUGUACCUGUAUCCGCUUUUUUAGUCGUUUUUACUUUUCUAAGUUAAUCUAACCUCUCUCGACUUCAUUCCAAGGCGCAGUACCCUUUUAACUUGUGAAUUAAGCCUAUCUUCUCUGAGAAUGAAAGCAAAAGAAAAGUCAUAGCAACCUUUUUCAUGCCAGCAGGACACUGACACUUGAAAUAAUCCAUGUUUGGACGGCAUGUUUUUAGGCAGGGAAGACUGGCAAAGGUUUCUCAAGUAUUUCUCUUGGAGUUGAUUUUUAACAGAGAGGUGCCACAAGCACUAGAUUACAGAGAGGAUCAUACUGAAAAAAGAUAAAAAUAAUCCUGUUGUCAAAAUAGGGCAAUCGGGCAUUGUAGCUGGGGUCAAUGUUUCGUACGGUCAAAAUGAAAAUGAGCCUGUGCAAAUUAUGCAAUUUUUUCCUGCUAUUUUCUAUCAAUUCUACACGUACGUCUUAUUGACUAAAGGAUGUCCAGAAGGCUAAUAACUUUGUUGUCAUCAUAGCAACAGUUACUCAUCAAUCUUUCUAAGGCUUCCCUUGUUUUUUACGUGUAUGACAUUCAGUUGUGCAUCAUGAGUAUUGUCGGAGUGUUCCCUUUGGUCUAGUCUGAAAUUGAUUGAAAAUGUGUUAUCUGUGUAGAAUCUAGGUCUGCUUCUUCGAAUAUUUUUUUUCUUUGAUAGAUUUUUUUUUAAAUUAGAUUUCUCGUCAUAUUUCAUAACUGGACUGCUGCUCCAAGUCUUGUCUGAUGUGAAUGUCCACAAUGUUAAAUAUGUUUUUUAGGCCCCAGAGACAUUGAUGAUUGAUUCCCAUACCGGUUAUUUAAAUUUCAUUUGAUCACCUGUA